GCGAAGCAGCCGACGAGUAAACAGCACGCCCAGCUGCGCUCCCAAACGACAGACAUACCGUACGCACAGUACGCACUCGCACCGUCACCCGCGCUCCAGCAGUGCGUGUCGCAGUUGUUACGCACAGUGCCGCGCCGUGACAGACAGAGCUUCGCAAACCAGGCGUCUACGCGUGCGCGAGUGGUGCCGUCCAAAUUACGUCGCGCGGCGCAGUUCCCGAGCGUGCAACGUGAUCUAGUCGGCCGUGCAACGUGACUGACUUGGCCAGUGAGUGGCUUCGCCCGCGUUAUUUUCCGUGCCACGUUCGCGCGGCAAGGACACGAUCUCGCAACAAACUCGCCCGUGCUUCGUUGCUGUACCGAAUAAAGCACACGAGUGAGUGUUUUCUGUGUGUUGACUGUCAGCUGCUGUGUUUCGUCCCAGAAUACGCCACAAGUGCCGGGGUUGCUCCACUUUUGUGACAUAUCACCCUCACCGGAUCGAAGGCCGUUUCGCCACCACCAUCGCACUCCACAAACGCUACCCCGCCCCCACCAUGAAGGAGGAGCGAGAGGCGCCGUCGACGGCUGCGUCAGCACCGGGCACCGCCUCCCCCGCCUCCGGGGCGACCACCGCGUCCGUAGCGAGCCGCUCCUGCAAGGCGCCGGACUCUGCCUGCUCCGUGGGCAACAGCCAGUCACAGCGCAGCGGCAGCUCCAAGUCCCGCAUCAGCAACUCUAGCGGCAGCAGCGGCUAUGGUGGCCAUCCGUCCACUCUCAGCAGCGGGAACGACGCGUUCCCGCCGCCGCGAUCCAAAGACAAGGACCACCGCAAGAAGAAGCUCAAGGCGGAGCAGGCGCCGCCGGAGGCUCCGUCGGCCUCCUCCGCCCCCACUGCGGAGGCGGCGGCCGCGCCGCUCUCUCGCACCGAGACCGACGCCGCCUCCGCGGCGCAAGCGGGGGCGUCGCCGGCCGGCGCGGCGCCGCCCUCCGCCCCCGAGCUUGCGGAGGAGGCGGCGCCGGCCGCGGAGGCGGACGCCCAGGCGCCGGGGGCGGCGUCGGCUGCCGCCGGGGGCGUCGCGGCGCAGGACGACGCGUCCGCCGCCUUCUCCCAGUCGCUGUCCUGCCCCUCCAGCUCCAACAGCAACGGAGCCGUGGAGGCGGAAGCAGAGGCGUCACCACAGGAUGAGAAGGAGUUUGGCGCGAGAAGUCGCUCUCUGCACCAGGGCCAGACGCAGCCGCAGCAGCCCGCCGCCGGCAAUAAGGACGAGUUAACGGUGGUGGUGUCGAUGCAGGAUGGCGCCGUCAUCUACACGUCUCCGUCCAUCACACAGGCGCUGUCUUUCCCACGUGACAUGUGGGUCGGCAAGUCCUUCAUCGACUACGUGCACCCUGACGACCGGCUGGCCCUCAUACAGAACAUCACUUCAGGCGUCGCACUGCCUCGCCGCAAGGGGGGCAGCAGCGAGUCGUCCGCCAAGGCCCCGUCGCAGGCACCGCUGUUCUGCCGGCUGCGGCGCUACCCGUCGCUGCGUGACGGCUUCGCCGUGGCGGAGCGCCGGCUGGUGCACCGGCCCUUCUCUCUGCAGCUCUCCUUCUACGAGCUGCCCGCCUCCGCCUCCGGGGGCGCGCCCGCCGCCCUGCCCCCCGGCGUGCUCCUCACCGUCACCGCCACAGCCGUCUGCUCGGCCUACACCCGGCCGGACGAGAAGCCGGCGGGCGGCAACAGGUUCUCGACACGCCACCAGGCGGACGGGAAGCUGACGCACGUGGACGGCGAGGCGGUGUCGCUGCUAGGCUACCUGCCGCAGCAGCUGCUGGGGCGGCCCGUCUUCGACAUCUACCACCCGGCCGACCUGCGUGGCCUGCAGCGCGUCUACCGGCAGCUGGUGAGCAAAGAGUGCGAGUCGACGCUGCACGGGGAGCCGUACCGGCUCCGUGCCCACAAUGGCUGCUACGCGCGAGUCCGUACCGAGUGGUCCAGCUUUGUCAACCCCUGGACCAAGCGGCUGGAGUUUGUCAUCGGGCAGCACUGCGUCCUGCAGGGUCCGAGCUGGCCAGACGUGUUUGCGGAGGCUCAAGACGAGGAGAUGUUUGGUGAGGAGCUGCUGCAGGAGAGCAAGGCCGUCCAGAAGGAGAUCCUGCAGGUGCUGCAGGAGGAGGUGUGCCGCGGCGAGCCCGGCACGGACAGGCGCGACAUCUCCAAGCGCUGCAAGGACCUCGCCAGCUUCAUGGAGUCGCUCAUUGGCGAGAUUGGCAAGCCCGAGUUGCGUGUCGAUCGGGCCGCUGCCGCCACUGCCAACCGGAUGAGAGCCAGCUUCUCUGAACGCAGCUCUGUGACGUUGGGCGAGAUAUCGCCACACCGCGACUACUAUGACAGCAAGUCGUCGUCAGAGACGCCGCCCAGCUACAACCAGCUCAACUACGACGACAACAUCCAGAGGUUCUUCGAGAGCAAACCGAAGACGAUCCCGUCAGACGAUUCCGGUGAGCGGCUGAUGGCAUUGGAGCCGACCAGCCGCAGCACUGACGAAGACACCAAGGCUGCCGCCGCUACCAACGACAGCCGUGCCACCAGGAACUGCUUGUCGCCGGUGAAUGACACCGGCUCCGGAUCCAACUCUGGCAGUGGGUCGGGAUCUGCCGGCGUGUCUGCCAACAACGCCAGUGUCGACACCGCGGAGGCCGAGGGAGACUACAAGCCGCCACAGCUCACUGAGGCGCUGCUUUCCAGGCACAACGAAGACAUGGAGAAGAGGAUGGUUCAGCGGCACCGCGAGCAGCGCAGCAAAGGCGGUGACGGGAAGUGCAGGAGGCCCCACCACUGCCAGCCGCCGGUGCUGGCAGACAAGGCGCACGUGGAGAGCGCGGCCCCUCCUGCAGUGGCUGCCCAGGUGCCGGCGGGUGCGACGGCCCACGGGACGAAGCGCAGCGGCAGCCACUCGUGGGACGGCGAGCCGCUCAAGGCCAGCAAGCACUCGCACGCGCCCUCGCCGCCGGCCGCCCCGCCGCCCCCGGCGCCCCUCCGAGACGAAGCGCCGCCGCCUGCCGCUGCGCCGGGCCCGCCCCCGGCGCAGUCGCCUGCCGCCGCCGAGGGUGCGGGGCUGAGCCUGUGGCCGCCGUUCUCUGUGGCGAUGACACCGCUGCAUUCGCCGCAGCCCUGCAAGACGCGAGGGAACUUCUGCACGGGCGGCUGCUCCCACGCGGCCCCGCAGAUCCUGCCGCUGUACUACCUGCCGGCUCCGACGCCUGCCUCCGCCGGCGCCACUCCUGUGGGGAGCGGCGCCCGCCCCCACCGGCAGCCACACGCCCCCGCCGCCUUCCUGCAGCAGCAAGGAGGCCCUCUGCCGUACGUGGCGGCCGGAGUGCUCUACCAGGCGGCCCCGCUGCUGUACCCGCUGGCCCCGCCGCCCCCGCCGUCCCCGUCACACCUGCUGGCGCUGCACCAGCCGCUGCUGCACCACCACCACCAGCAGCACCACCAGCACCCGUCCACCUAUCAGUUGUCAGUGGCGCCGUUAAAAUGGUGUCCGCAACAGUGCCUAACUUUCAAUACUGUUCAUUUUCAAUUUUCGAAAACUGCGGGUACACAAAAUCGUAUUACGGCAGUGCGGGAAUUACGAGAACGUCACAGGGGCCGGCCGCGCCUCCCGUUUUGCCGCACACGCACGCUCUCGCUCUCGCCCUCACUCGAAUUGCCGCGUUUUGCUGUGCCACCACCACCGCAGCCGCUGACUGUCUCUUCUGCCGAGAAGCUGACGGGAGCAGCCAGGAGCGGAGUGUCGGCGUCGGUGCCGCUGCCGGAGUCGGCCUGCCAGCAGAGCUCCGUCGGGCAGCAGCACCAAAACCAGCACCGACAGCACCACCAGUCGUACCAGCACCAGCCACUGCCGCGGCCCGCCUCCUGCGCCACUUCCGUCAAAGUGGAGCCCGGCUCCAGUGCAGCCUCUGUCGCAGCUUCCGUGCUGAACAGGGGCGCGUCAGACGGCUCACAGAAAUGCUGCCGCACAUCGGGCGAGGAGGAGACGGAAGCGGAGGACAGCGGCUCGGGGUCCGGGCUGCGGGGGCGGGGGCAGUCGAGUUCCUCCUACACCUACUCCUUCCUGCGCUCCGACGGCGACAGCUGUCGCGAUGCGGACGGGGCCGCCACAGGGGCGGAGGACAUGCUUUGGGAGAGAAUGGAUAAUGGCUCGUCUGAGGGAACAUCGAAGCGGAGACCUAUCCUGAAGGAUCCACCAUGGCUGGAGAAUGUGGAGGUGACCCCGGACCUGAUGUUCAGGUACCAGGUGUCUGAACGCGAGUUGAACGCUGUGCUGAAGGAUGACCUGCAGAAGUUGCGUGCCAUCUCACAGCCGAUGCUGGUGAACGAGCAGCUGGGCCAGCUGUACCUGGACAUGGCGCGCGCCGGCGGCAAGGAGCUGGGCUUCGAGGAGGGCGAGCUCACUUCCAGCAGCUCGGGGUCUGGCAACGACAGUGCCGGCGCGGAAGCCGGUGCCACACUCCACAGGACUCGCAAGAAGCGGCGCAGUUUGGAGUACAGCAAGCUGGUGAUGAUCUUCGAGGAGAAUGCGCCGAUGCCGUCACCCGUAUCGCAGCCGGCGUAGUGGACGCCUCCCAGCCGUAGCCCCAGGGGGCUUUCUCCAGCAACGCGCCACCGCGCGACACCCGCGUUCCUCGAAGGGGUUUGGCCCCGAGCUGCCCGCGGAUCUCCGGGAUCUGGAAGCGCUCGUCUCCUGGAGCCGACCCUUCCGGACAGAGUCCGACGGUUCACUCGCGAGACGGAGGAGCGUCGCAGGUGCCCGUGUCCUGCCCGCGGUACGGCCUCUCCCGCCACCUUUGCCGUGCACCUCUGUGGGAGUCACUGCAGCAGGUGUCUUCCCGGAGGCACCGGCACGGGAAUUCACCACAGUUUCCCGCAAGAGGAAAAUGGUCCCGCAAGGGGAACGGCGCAUUUUCCCCCGUGGGAAUCGCAGCCCGGUUGUCGAGCCUACUUCCCCGUGUACCUGAAAAGCGGACAGACAGCGAUAGGUCCCAGACUACCGAAUUUCCUUUACCGUGCAGGACUGCAGAAUGUUCCGCUCACCACCAUCAGUCCAUGUCUGCUCUUUCUCCUCGUGUGGAAUCGUCUACAGUGCUCUGGCCGGACAGUAUUAUACCUCGUGCCAUCACUGCGCUGCUUUCAGUGUGUCGUGUUCAAAUGUUCAAAGUGUCUGCACGUGUUUUGCUUCUAUAUCAUUCAGAGCAGAAAAUGUGUAGAGUUGCAUACAUCCAUUUUUUUAUUGGGAUGGGAGCCACAAGACUAGUGCCCCAUACCGAGGGGUCUACGGGCAUCUGGGAAGUAGUGCUGCCCUCGUCGCUCCAGUUCCGAGGGACCGGUGGAACGAACGACAACGAGAACGGCGGGCGAGACCGGUUUUCUGGGUCUCGCCGGGGAUGCGAGGUGCACGAGCGUACUUCACCGGCUGUACCGUCCUUAGCUCCGUCUUCGGGCUCGGCAAAUACGACAGCACACAGACUUAAUUAAUUCUCAGUGAGACUGAGCAGUGUUUUAUGAAAAUGAGCAAGGAUGUUUAAGGAAAAGAAGAGAAUUGAUAUCUUGUUUAAAUACAACAGACUGAAGAAGAAAAAAGCUGAAAUCAUUUUCAUUAAACGUAUAUGUUAUCGGAAGCUGUGGGAUGCUAGUCAGAUGCCAACUUUGGAAUUCAAAGUCGAGAAAAUUUCUUCAUUUUUUUCCUCUGUUCUGCUGCGCUUAAGCACUUGCUUCAUUUUUGAGCAAGUUCUUCCUAAUCCACCGUUGUGGAUCCUACGAUAAGAGACUAUAUUUUGUGCAAACUUUCAAACUCUAUUGAGACUUAUUUAUUUUACACUUUUCUUACUAUAGUCCAGUAUAAGGGCUUAUGAAGCCUGUACUGACUAGCUUUUGUACAUGUAGUUAUGUAAGUUGCAAGAAAUACUGCACAUUUAUUUUGUGUGUGUCUGUAUAUAUACAUAUAUUUGUGGAUAUAUUUGCUAAAUAACUUCGAAAUAAAAAAAGUUAUUUUUAA
Messenger RNA from Schistocerca nitens (vagrant locust), 6022 nucleotides. Its product is annotated as period circadian protein-like. NCBI's taxonomy places the organism in Eukaryota, Metazoa, Arthropoda, Insecta, Orthoptera, Acrididae. Gene Ontology annotation, biological process: circadian regulation of gene expression; entrainment of circadian clock by photoperiod; negative regulation of transcription by RNA polymerase II. Gene Ontology annotation, molecular function: transcription corepressor binding; transcription cis-regulatory region binding; DNA-binding transcription factor activity. The transcript is spliced from 24 exons. The record is from RefSeq and is a predicted model, not a curated record. Bases 536 to 4582 code for a protein of 1348 amino acids. Gene Ontology annotation, cellular component: cytoplasm; nucleus; transcription regulator complex.